This is a messenger RNA of Lindgomyces ingoldianus, 1041 nucleotides long. RefSeq lists its product as uncharacterized. Lineage: Eukaryota; Fungi; Ascomycota; Dothideomycetes; Pleosporales; Lindgomycetaceae. Gene Ontology annotation, molecular function: single-stranded DNA binding; 5'-tyrosyl-DNA phosphodiesterase activity. The record is from RefSeq and is a predicted model, not a curated record. Gene Ontology annotation, biological process: double-strand break repair. Gene Ontology annotation, cellular component: cytoplasm; PML body. The transcript is spliced from 2 exons. The coding region runs from base 1 to 1041 and encodes 346 amino acids.
AUGCAAGCCCUUUUGAAGAGGCAGCUGUCCCUCUCACCCGAGCUUCAACAGUACUACACCUUUCUCGACGGCGCUUGGAAGUUAUUUCCUCCCAUUUCAACCAACGCUCCUCAUCGUCCCCCUAACAGCGAUUCAUUCCAGACGAUGCAUCUCAUAACGUGGAACAUUGACUUCAUGGCUGAAUGUCCCCAGGAACGAAUGUCUUCCGCCAUUUCCCACCUCGAGAGCCUUGUUUCUACCAUCCCAGCCUCGUCACCAGUUGUCAUCUUUCUGCAAGAAAUGCAACAGAGAGCGAGACAAAAUUUUGCAACGACCUUUAAGGAGUCAAUAGGUGCAUCUUCUUAUAGUAAAUGCGCCAAUGAUUUGACCCAACUAUCUCAAGCUUCCUGGAUUCGAGAGAGGUUCUCCAUGUCAGACCUUACCCCUGCGAAUUGGGCUGCUUCGUACGGUACUGUGACCUUGGUCGAUCACCGCUUGACUAUAGUGCAAGUUUCAAGGUUGAAAUUCAUUAGCGAGUAUGGGCGAGAUGCUUUACUUGUUGAUAUCGCCUUUCCCGGAACCGAGAAAGUCCUAAGACUGUGCAAUGUUCAUUUGGACUCUAUGGAUGGCUCGAUGCGUCCUAUUCAAUGGAAAGGAGUCGCUCAAUGGCUACAGAGGAAAGACGAUGGGGUAGCAGCCAGUAUCCUCGCCGGAGAUUGUAAUGCAAAUCGGCCUCGCGACAAGACGGAACCGCAGGAGAACGGUUUCAGAGACGCAUAUCUAGAACUAGGGGGAGUCGAGGAUGUCGAAGAAGGCGCGACAUGGGGGUUUCAAUGCCCUUCUAGCGCGAGAUGGGGACCAACACGGCUAGAUAAGGUCGUAUUCUGGGGGAAUUUGGAGGUAAAGGAACUUGAGAGGAUUGGGGUAGGGAUCAGGGUUGAGGAUGAAGACGCAAAGAAGGAGUUGGGAGAGUGGGAUUUUGUGACCGACCACUAUGGAUUAGUGGCCAAGUUCGAGCUUCCAGGAACGCUAGAGAACACCAUCAGAAAGUAUACCCAUUAG